This is a messenger RNA of Physella acuta, 1293 nucleotides long. Its product is annotated as delta-type opioid receptor-like. Gene Ontology annotation, cellular component: membrane. The record is from RefSeq and is a predicted model, not a curated record. NCBI's taxonomy places the organism in Eukaryota, Metazoa, Mollusca, Gastropoda, Physidae. Gene Ontology annotation, molecular function: G protein-coupled peptide receptor activity. Gene Ontology annotation, biological process: G protein-coupled receptor signaling pathway.
AUGGCAGACGAUGAGAUGAACACUGAAGAUGCAGCAAGCACACAAGGGAUGAUUCAACCCAACCUGAACAUCGUCACUGCCACAGAAAAUGUGAACACGUUGUUAACCACAAUAAUACCAUGUUCAGCCAACAUUAAAAACGCACAGAAUUUUACAAGUGACACUGACUGUCUGUUGGAUACUGCAAAUACUUCGUCAGUAGCUGAAUUAGUUCCUCAAAAUAUCUCAACGACAUUUUCGUUUUUGGACAUGACAAACAGCACGAAAAUGUCCACAACUGGCAGACAAAGAGGAUCACUUGGCGCGUUCUCAUACGAGGUUGAAAUCGCUAACUAUCUGUACGUUUUCGUCAUCCCGGUCAUUUUUUGCCUCAGCUUGCUAGGAAACGUUAUUUCCUGUAUGGUGUUUGUGAGGAGCGGCCUAGACAAACCGUCAAACAUCAUCACUCUUGGCCUGGCUAUUGCAGAUAUAUGCGCUAUACAGAUCAACAUUGCCAAAUAUUUUUACGUAUUUGGACCAGGGGUCAGUUUAUUGCUUCCGGGCUGGAUCGUACCUCGCAAUGUUGGCUACGCCGCGUUCAUCGGUUUUAUCGGAAUCGAAUUCAUCCAGAACAUGGGCUCCAACUGCGUGUCGUUCGUGACGGUGGUGAUAACGUUCGAGCGGUGUCUAGCUGUCUUCUGCCCACUCAGGUUCUCAACGAUCGUCACGGCGCCUAGAGCUAAGGCUAUGGUCAUAUUCGUCUUCUUGUUUUGGCUGCCAUGGAGCCUCUGCACAUGUUUUGUGUAUACUUUUCAAUAUUACUACACGGAAACUUAUAAGCAGUUUAUUGCAAGAAUAUACUAUAGUGACUGGUUCCUUGAAAACAAAAUUAUAUUUGAUUUAUUUAGCUACGAAAUCAUGUCCGCUUUAAGCACGAUCAUUCCUUUGAUACUAGUCACUCUCGGUUGCAUAUUUAUAGGAAUAAAAAUCCGACUCACCAACAGAAAGAGGAAGGUCCUUUCAUCCUCUUCUAAAUCCGUCUCGUCAUCACGAACCACGAGGACCCUGCUCAGCGUCUGUUUCGUUUUUGUUGUUAUCCACUCGUCCAUCUACUUGAUUGGAUUGGUGAGUAGCCAGCUGUACGCUGUCAAUGGCGUACAAGGCAGCGGUUUCUACCUAAUCUUGCAGGUGCCUGUCAUUAAUAUUCUCAGCUCAGCGAACAGUUUGAUGAACGUCAUCAUUUACCUCUUUCUCAACCCCAGAUUCAAGGAUAUUUUCUUAGACUUAAUCCGUCUUCGUUUUUCUUUGAUUUGA